AUGUUGGGGGAAUUUCCUCUAAAGGACAAAAUCGUGGCAAUUACAGGCGGUGGAUCAGGAAUCGGCCUCGCCUUCGUCAAAUAUGCACUAUCUCUGGACGCCAGAGUUCUCAUCGGCGAUCUAAGCCUUACCACAGACGCUGAAAAGCUCAUUGCCCAACAAAACAAGGACAGCGACAAAAGGAAUGGUAGUGGUGGUGGUGGUGGUGGUGGUGAUGCGGUGUGCCAUUCCGUAUCGGUAGCAUUUAUACCAUGCGACGUAGCGAAAUGGGAUCAACUACAAAAUCUGAUCGACAAAGCGAAGGAAGUCUUUGGAGAUGUACCAGAUCCACGCUCCAAUUUUUGGCUCGACCGCGAGCAGGAAGAAGACCGCUACGCAACGCUGGACAUCAACGUAACGCAUCCAAUAAAAUUCACGCGCAUGGCGAUGCGCGCGCUGCUGGGACAUAAGAAAAAGGGUGUUGUGCUGCUCAUAUCCUCCAUUGCCGGAUUGGAUGGAGUGUAUGGUAAGCCGUUGUAUGCUGCGGCGAAGCAUGCCAUUGUGGGGUUUGUGAGAUCCAUGAGCGUUGCAGAGCAGCAGUUUGGGAUCAAGGUUGUGGGGAUCUGUCCAGGCAUCGUCGAUACCCCUAUCUGGAACGAUGAGGGUGAAUUGCUAUCAUGCUACCAGCCUGACAGGGCGCAGAUGCUGAGACCCGAGCUCAUUGCAGCAUCAAUGAUGAAGCUAAUUCAGAAAGGUGAAUAUACCGGCGGCACCGUGUAUUUGGAGACUGGGGAGGUUAGCAAAGUGGUUUAUAAGGGAUUUGAGAAUGACCCUGGCAAUAUCACGGCGAUAGAGACGUUGCCAGGCGUGCGGCUGGUUGGGAAGCAGAUGAGGAAGCAGAUGGAAAUGCUAUGA
This is a messenger RNA of Histoplasma capsulatum G186AR, 894 nucleotides long. Its product is annotated as NAD-dependent 15-hydroxyprostaglandin dehydrogenase. Gene Ontology annotation, cellular component: cytoplasm. The transcript has 4 exons. The coding region runs from base 1 to 894 and encodes 297 amino acids. The record is from RefSeq and is a predicted model, not a curated record. Lineage: Eukaryota; Fungi; Ascomycota; Eurotiomycetes; Onygenales; Ajellomycetaceae. Gene Ontology annotation, molecular function: oxidoreductase activity, acting on the CH-OH group of donors, NAD or NADP as acceptor.